Ananas comosus (pineapple) is the source of this 687-nucleotide messenger RNA. RefSeq names its product putative ripening-related protein 4. The record is from RefSeq and is a predicted model, not a curated record. NCBI's taxonomy places the organism in Eukaryota, Viridiplantae, Streptophyta, Magnoliopsida, Poales, Bromeliaceae. Bases 238 to 576 code for a protein of 112 amino acids. The transcript has a single exon.
GAUCGAUCGAUCGAUCGAUCGGUCAUGGCUAAUUUUCUUCUUGCAUUCGGCACCAACCUACUACUUCUCACCGCUGUCACGUCCGGACAUCGGACCAGAUCCUGCCGCGUGAGCGGCCGCUUACGCGGCAAGUCUGGCUAGUGCAACCGUGAGGACUACUCGGCCUGCUGCGUGCCGGGCAAGCUCUACCCGCAGUACCGCUGCUCCCCUCCGGUCACCGCGCGGACCCCGGCGACCAUGACGCUGAACAGCUUCGCCAGGGGCGGGGACAGCGGGGGCCCGUCGGAGUGCGACGGCAAGUACGACCCCGACCACGAGAUGGUGGUCGCGCUGUCGACCGGCUGGUUCGACCGCUCCAGCCGCUGCCUCAAGAGCAUCCGCAUCGCCGCCGCCAACGGCCGCUCUGUGCUAGCGAAGGUCGUCGACGAGUGCGACUCCGCGCACGGCUGCGACGAGGAGCACGACUUCCAGCCACCGUGCCCGAACAACGUCGUGGACGCCUCGCCGGCCGUGUGGAAGGCGCUCGGGAUCCCCGAGGAGGUCGGCGAGCAUCGCAUCACCUGGUCGGACGUUUGAUCCCCCGUUUGAAGUAACGUCGAUCGAACGAUCGAUCGACGAUAGGAUUAAUAAUUGAAAAAUAAAUAAAAAAUGGGGAACGUUUAUAUAUAUACGUACGAGUUUAAUAAG